Messenger RNA from Galeopterus variegatus (Sunda flying lemur), 1646 nucleotides. RefSeq names its product tetraspanin 9 (gene TSPAN9). The record is from RefSeq and is a predicted model, not a curated record. Bases 73 to 1158 code for a protein of 361 amino acids. NCBI's taxonomy places the organism in Eukaryota, Metazoa, Chordata, Mammalia, Dermoptera, Cynocephalidae. The transcript is spliced from 6 exons. Gene Ontology annotation, cellular component: membrane.
AAAGGCAGCAAGUACGUGGUGUUUUACCUGGACCUGUCCUUUGUGUUCCUCCUAGAAUUUAAGAAGUGCAACAUGGCCAGGGGCUGCCUCUGCUGUUUGAAGUACAUGAUGUUCCUCUUCAAUUUGAUAUUCUGGCUCUGUGGCUGCGGGCUGCUUGGAGUGGGCAUCUGGCUCUCCGUGUCCCAGGGCAACUUUGCCACCUUCUCCCCCAGCUUCCCCUCGCUGUCUGCAGCCAACCUGGUCAUUGCCAUCGGCACCAUUGUCAUGGUGACAGGCUUCCUCGGCUGCCUGGGGGCCAUCAAGGAAAACAAGUGCCUCCUGCUCAGUUUUUUCAUCGUUCUGUUGAUCAUCCUCCUGGCAGAGCUGAUCUUGCUCAUCCUCUUCUUCGUCUACAUGGACAAGGUGAACGAGAGUGCCAAGAAGGACCUGAAGGAAGGCCUGCUGCUGUAUAACACUGAGAACAACGUGGGGCUGAAGAACGCCUGGAACAUCAUCCAGGCCGAGAUGCGCUGCUGCGGUGUCACCGACUACACGGACUGGUACCCAGUGCUGGGGGAGAACACGGUUCCCGACCGCUGCUGCAUGGAGAACUCCCAGGGCUGUGGGCGCAACGCCACCGCCCCCUUGUGGUGGAGAACGGGCUGCUAUGAGAAGGUGAAGAUGUGGUUUGAUGACAACAAGCACGUGCUUGGCACGGUGGGGAUGUGCAUCCUCAUCAUGCAGGUAAGUGGGCACCGGAUCCUGUCACCCCAGCCCACACGGGCGGGGGAGCAGAGGAAGCUCCGAGAAGUCAAUUCACUUGGUGCAUGGCCCAGCAUCGGAUCUAUCAAAGAGCUGUCACACUGUCGUGACACUCUUGCACUCACAGUGAGCAAGAUCCCACUCAGCACUGAGAACAGGCUCAUCUCAGGGCUGCCCAUGGCCAGGCCUAGACCAGAAUGUUGGAGCCAGGCUCGUCUGCUUCAGCUAUGCCCAAACCUUGAGCUGCGGGAGCCGUGGAAGGCACACACGGUGCCCCUGGCCACUGUCUUUACAGUCUGUGCAUGUGGCCCACGAUCUGUGCUGACUAUGAGGACACAGCUGAUGUCCUGCGUGUCUCUGGGCCCCAUCCUCUCUCAGGAUUCAGGAGUUGAGGGACAUAAACAGCAUCAUGGGUGAGACAGAUCUGCUGUGACCAAAGACCUCCCCUCACGCGUUACAAAGCCACACAGGAGCGAGUCGGCGUGAGUUUCUGAUCACCCCGCCGCCUUCUUCUGCCACUCUCAUUAGCUCUCAUUAGGGCCAGGGCCUCCAUGCACCGGUCCUCACAACAGCCCUCUGAAACAGGCGUGCUGGCGAGCCUUGGAGAGAUGCGGUGGCAUUCCAUACAGACAGCUCCACAGGGCUGAGCCGCAGUCCACCUGAACCUCUGCAUGUUUUCAUCGUCCCACAGGCAUUCUUGCAGCACAGCAGUGUCACAUCCGCUUGCUCUGGGUGCCCUGUGACAUGCCCAGGGCUUGCGAGGCCAAGAUCAGACCCAGGCUGCGAGAGCCUCCCUCUAAGGCUCUCCCCAACCGUGUCUUUCAGAUCCUGGGCAUGGCCUUCUCCAUGACGCUCUUCCAGCACAUCCACCGGACUGGUAAAAAGUACGAUGCGUGACGGGCUGC